CCGGGCACGCCCUCGCCAACCAGCGGGCCCGGCCCUGCCAGACCCAGCCCAGGCCGGGGCUCGGGUCAGGCAAAGGCCGCUGGAGGUUUAACGGGAGAUCCAGCACUGCGCUCUAGGACACGAGUCUGGCCCAGAGACCUCCCGGGCUACAGCAGCGAAAAGUGCUGGGGGGAAACGUGACAGCAUCUGCAGUCCUCGUGAGGAGACUAAACCUCGCCUCAGGAACCCGCCCGGCUUGCAGGGGGGCAGCAGGCAGGUGGUGCGCAGGAGCGGGUGGUGCCUCGAAGGGCACCAUCGCUGUGUCCUCAGCUCGACACCUUCAGAAGGAAAAAAGUCUCACUCUGCUUUGGGAGGCUCUUCGGCCGUGGCCCUCUGCUCUGAGUGAGAUCCACAGUAGGCAGGAUUUAAGAUAAGCUCUUCCUGCCUUUUAGUAUCGUUGCAGUGACUAGCCCCAGGUUGCCAGCUCCAUGCACGCCUCAUAGUUUACUCAUACAGGUCGUCUUAUCUGUAAGAGAUUCUCUUACAAAAACCUUUAGAUGUUUUGUCUGGAAAAGUUGGACUGUAAAUCAAAUGCUGACUUGGCUGAUGUUUGUCUAAAUCAUCUUAAAAUGCAAUCACAAAUUGGAGACAAAGGCCUUGGAAGGAAAGUUACUGCACAAGAGGUGUCAGGGGAAUCUCUGAACGACACCAGACAUGCAGAUAGCCAAACAGAAAGCGAAGGCAAUUCUGUCACCACAGUAUAUGGACCACAAGUGCAACUAGAAGGUUCAGAGCAAGAAUCUGAAGAGAAGAGUAUUGAAAAUGCAAUUAAUCAAAGGCAGCCUAAAGAUGGCUUGAAUGAGUAUAGCACUGGAGACACCUUCCGAAGACUGCAAAAGGAUCUUAAAACUCAAGAGAAAGACAUGAACUGUAUGUCCAUAGCAGAUCAACAGAAUGAACAAAAAUCAGAUGGUGAUCACAAAUCGGUAAACAGCUCAUUCAGUCAAAGAACAGAAGAAAAGAGGGGCUGUGUAAGAAUGACAAAAACGAUUCUGAAAGACAUCUGUAAACAGCAGAAAUUAUAUUGGACCCCAUACUUAAAUGAUACGCUUUACUUGCAUUAUAAAGGAUUUGACCGCCUGGAGAAUCUUGAAGAGUAUACUGGAUUGAAGUGUUUAUGGCUGGAAUGCAACGGCUUAACAAAAAUUGAGAAUUUGGAAGCUCUGACAGAGUUGCGUUGCCUCUACUUGCAACUCAAUUUAAUUAACAAAAUUGAAAACCUUGAACCCUUACAAAAGCUGGAUUCCCUCAAUAUCAGUAACAACUACAUAAAGACCAUUGAGAAUCUCUCUUGUCUGAAAGUCCUGCAGACUCUGCAGAUUGCUCACAAUAAGUUACAAACAGUGGAAGACAUACAGCACUUGCAAGAAUGCCCAAGUAUUUCUGUUCUCGACCUUUCUCACAACAAUCUAAGCGAUCCAAGAGUUAUAAAUAUUCUGGAGGCCAUGCCCAAUUUGCGUGUGCUGAAUUUGAUGGGAAACCAAGUGAUAAAGAAAAUUACUAAUUAUAGAAAAACACUUACUGUUCGACUAAAACUACUAACAUAUCUGGAUGACAGACCAGUUUUCCCAAAGGAUAGAGCCUGUGCAGAAGCCUGGGCAGUUGGAGGGCUUGAAGCUGAGAAAGCAGAAAGGGAAAAAUGGGAAACCCGAGAGAGAAAAAAAAUCCAAGACAGCAUUGAUGCUUUAGCAGCAAUCAGGCAAAAAGCAGAGGAAAAGAAAAGACAAAAGUAUAUGGAAGAAAGAGAUGCAAAAUGUGAAAAUGGAGAUGCAACAGACAUCCUAGAAGGAGAACCUGCAAAUUCAGGUGGCAGUGGUGGAAAUUCUACUAUAUCAGAGGAGGGAGAAACUCAAGAGAAGACUGAGAAAUUUAGAAAUGAAAGUUUUGAUGCUCAUGAUGAAGUGAUAACACUUCUACCAAAUAGGGACGAUAACACAGAUUUCACAUCUGGAAAUAUUGCUGCUAGAAUUCAAGAGGAUGAACAGGAAUCAAGUUCUUACAAAUGCUCAAACUUCAACCAGAAGGCAGACGAUCUACCAACAGAGAAGGCAGCUACUGAAAAGCCCAUGCUUCCUGAGCUGGAUGAAUAUGCUGAAGUUGAACAGCUCAAACUGAAGAUACCAGAGAAACUUUAUCUUGACGAGCUGCCUGAUUUAGAAGAUAUAGAUGUAAAUGAAUUUCCCCCAGAAGAGGAAAUCUUUGUCCAAAAGCAGGAAUAUCACCCAAAGAUUGAAAUAAUUUCUGAAAUGACAAAUGACAGCAAUUCUGCAUUGGAGGAAAACAAUGAAAGCAUGUUUGAGAAUUCAGGAGAAGUUCCAACAGCAAUUUUUUCAAAUGUGUAUAAGAUAUAUAAAGAGCAUGAGAAGGAGCACUUGAGACCCCUUGUUGAAAGCUUCUUUACAGAGCCUGCUAAUUCAGAAAGAUACCUGGAGAUCAAAGAUAAACAAGACACCCCCUUGAAACCCUUGAUAGAAGAGGUUGUCACUGAGCCCAAGGAUAAUCUACUAUUGUCACCAGUCUUCAAUCAACCAGAUGACCCAAACCCAGGGGAAGAGGAUGGGAAUGGCAGUGAUGGAGAAGUACAGUGUCUGUCUGAGGGUGAAGGAUGCCCUCACAAAGCACAAGAUGGCAAGGACAGGGAGAGUGGAUUAGAUUAAUCACUUUGAAAAAACAGACCAAAUGUGGAGCACAGCGCCUGGCUGGCUGCAUGUGGUUAUUCUCAAAAUGCAGAGCUCAGCAGUGGGAGCAUUAGUUAAAACUGAUGUAACACUUACUGUGAUAUAAACCCCACUGCCCUCAACAGGAGGAGUUAGUGUUUCAGUCAAUCAGAGGCUGCAGGGCAGAACUCGUGGUUGUGUCAGCAUGAAAAAAGCCCGUAAAUCCCCUGCAACCCACAGGCAGCAAGUGCCUUGUGCUCCCGCUGCCAGAGCAGCUCUGAGCUCCUCAGGGCAGCCGGCAGCACCCACUGCUUUGAUAGUGAAGGCACUACUGGUUUAAGGUUAAAUUCCACACUCAUGACUUUUUUUUCCUUUGCAUCCUUCUAGAAAUUACUUAGUUAAACAUUUCUAUUUUGGGGGUUUAUUAGAUACAUAGUUUCAAUGCAUAAUGUAAUGUUUCUGUCAUUUGAACUAAAUAAAGAUUCUACUUGU
Molecule: messenger RNA, 3188 nt
Organism: Athene cunicularia (burrowing owl)
Lineage: Eukaryota; Metazoa; Chordata; Aves; Strigiformes; Strigidae
Gene: DNAAF1
Product: dynein axonemal assembly factor 1
Exons: 13
Coding region: 537-2696 (719 amino acids)
Biological process (GO): cilium assembly
Cellular component (GO): axoneme
Molecular function (GO): protein binding; dynein complex binding
Source: RefSeq, a predicted model, not a curated record